Orycteropus afer afer is the source of this 1283-nucleotide messenger RNA. It is a transcript of the gene FBXO22, whose product is annotated as F-box protein 22. Gene Ontology annotation, molecular function: protein binding. Gene Ontology annotation, biological process: regulation of skeletal muscle fiber development; protein polyubiquitination; positive regulation of proteasomal ubiquitin-dependent protein catabolic process. The record is from RefSeq and is a predicted model, not a curated record. NCBI's taxonomy places the organism in Eukaryota, Metazoa, Chordata, Mammalia, Tubulidentata, Orycteropodidae.
UCCAAGCCGCCGUAGUGCUAGCGACGGUCGGCUUGGUGAGCAAUGGACCUGGUGGGCGGUGGCAGUGACUGCCCCAACUCCUUCUCUGCAGACCCACGAAGCACCUUCGUGUUGAGUAACCUAGCCGAGGUGGUGGAACGCAUACUUACCUUCCUACCUGCGAAGGCGUUGCUGCGGGUGGCUGGAGUAUGCCGUUUGUGGAGGGAGUGUGUGCGAAGGGUGUUGCGAGCCCAUCGGAGUGUAACUUGGAUCUCUGCGUGCCCGGCGGACGACAGCCACCUGGAGGGACAUUGCUUGGUCCGCGUGCUAGCAGAGGAGCUUGAGAAUGUUCACGUCUUACCACAGACAGUUCUCUACAUGGCAGAUUCAGAAACUUUUAUUAGUCUGGAAGAAUUUCUUGGCCACAAGAGAGCAAGGAAAAGAACUAGUAUGGAAACAGCAUUUGCCCUUGAGAAACUAUUUCCGAAACAGUGCCAAGUCCUUGGGAUUGUUACCCCAGGAAUUGUAGUGACUCCAAUGGGAUCAGGCAGCAAUCGCCCUCAGGAAAUAGAAAUUGGAGAAUCUGGUUUUGCUAUUUUAUUCCCUCAAAUUGAAGGAAUAAAAAUACAGCCUUUUCAUUUUAUUAAAGAUCCCAAGAAAAUUACACUAGAAAGACAUCAACUCACUGAAGUAGGUCUUUUAGAUAACCCUGAACUUCGUGUGGUCCUUGUAUUUGGGUAUAAUUGCUGUAAGGUGGGAGCCAGCAGCUUUUUGCACCGAGUGGUCAACACUUUCAGUGAUAUGAAUAUCAUUUUGGCUGGAGGCCAGGUGGACAACCUGUCAUCACUGACAUCUGAAAAGAACCCUCUGGAUAUUGAUGCCACUGGUGUAGUUGGACUGUCAUUUAGUGGACAGCGAAUCCAGAGUGCCACGGUGCUCCUCAACGAGGAUGUCAACGACGAGAAGACAGCUGAGGCUGCGCUGCAGCGCCUGAAAGCCGCUAACAUUCCAGAACACAAUACAUUUGGCUUCAUGUUCGCAUGUGUAGGCAGGGGCUUUCAGUAUUACAGGGCUAAGGGGAAUGUUGAGGCUGAUGCAUUUAGAAAGUGUUUUCCUAGUGUUCCCUUAUUUGGCUUCUUUGGAAAUGGAGAAAUUGGAUGUGAUCGGAUAGUCACUGGGAACUUUAUAUUGAGGAAAUGUAAUGAGGUAAAGGAUGAUGAUUUGUUUCAUAGCUAUACAACAAUAAUGACACUUAUUCAUCUUGGGUCAUCUAAAUAAAGCCACCUUUAAAGUGGCUUUCAUAA